Closterium sp. Naga37s-1 is the source of this 1389-nucleotide messenger RNA. NCBI's taxonomy places the organism in Eukaryota, Viridiplantae, Streptophyta, Zygnematophyceae, Desmidiales, Closteriaceae. The record is from the annotation of a GenBank genome assembly.
AUGCGCGGAUUGGUGGACCUCAACGCAAUUCUUGACAACUCCGUCUCGUCGUGGUCGCUGGAGGGGCCGCCUGGGUUGAGGAAGGCGAGCAGUCCGGGGCAGUUCAAGCUGGUGGGGCCGGUUGUUAUCAACGUGUUGAGGGUCAUCCGGCUGCAGUUCACACCCAUCUUUGCUGAGUGGAUCUCGUCCAACUUCUCAUCAGACCCUGCCACGUGGACAGCCUUUAUCGCCCCACCCGCAGGCCCAAACGAGUUCGCAAAUCUGACCUUCAAGAAUCCCCAGGUGCAGAUCUGGGGCGGGCGCUUCCCCAUCGAUAACACUACGAGCGACUACUCCUUCCAGCCCAAAAACACCAAGCUGCUCUUCUCCCGCGUCUCUGGCUCCGUCUUUCGCUCCAACGUGGACCAGCAGAACGUCGAAGUCACCAUUCCCAAGGCCGACGCGCCCACUCUCGCUAGAAAAUUCAUUCGCCGCGGGAAGAUAUUCGAGCUACUCUCAAGAGGAUCCUUUGACGUGCCGCUCCGUGCGGUGAUAGAAGCUCUUGGGGCCACCACACCCCCUGGCCCCACCCCUCCCGGAGCACCAGCAGUAAUGCGGGUGAAUCUGAACCUGCUGGGGAUUGGCCAGCAGCCGCCUAGCGCCCUGCGCCCCUACCCUGCCCCAUCUGCUCCUAGCAUGGAACCUCCUCCUCUGGCUGGUGUGCCCUCUGGUGCUCCCGCCCCUCCUCGCUGCGCACCUGUGCCUGCUGCUGCGCCUACCCCUGCACCUGCUCCCACUCCUACUCCCACCCCUGCUCCCACCCCUGCUCCCACUCCUGCUCCCACCCCUUCUCCUACCCCUUCUCCUACUCCUGCCCCCACUCCUGCUCCUACUCCUGCCCCCACUCCUGCUCCUACCCCUGCCCCUGCCCCUACGCCUACACGAGGGGCUGCUGCUGGUGCAGGUACCGGCGGUGCUCCUGGCCAAGCUCCUGGUGCUGCUCCUGGUGGGGCUCCAGGUGCUGCUCCCGGCCAAGCUCCCGGGGCUGCUCCCGGUGCUGCUCCCGAGGCUGCUCCCGGUGCUGCUCCCGGGGCUGCUCCCGGUGCUGCUCCCGGAGCUUAUCCUGGUGGGGCUCCAGGGCUGCUCCCGGUGCUGCUCCCAGUGCUGCUCCCGGCCAAGCUCCCGGCCAAGCUCCCGGUGCUGCUCCCGGUGCUGCCCCUGGUGCUGCUCCCGGCGCUGCUCCCGGCGCUGCUCCUGGUGCUGCUCCUGGGGCUUCUCCCAGUACUGCUCCAGGCCGUGCUCCCGGUGCUGCUCCCGGGGCUGCACCUGGCCGAGCCCCCGGUGCUGCCCCCGGUGCUGCUCUUGGUCAUGCUCCCGAAGAUUCUCCCCAAGCCUAAACACAGCCGAUAG